This is a messenger RNA of Macrosiphum euphorbiae (potato aphid), 240 nucleotides long. NCBI's taxonomy places the organism in Eukaryota, Metazoa, Arthropoda, Insecta, Hemiptera, Aphididae. The record is from the annotation of a GenBank genome assembly.
AUGCAGAUCGGUGAUUUAGUAUUAUCUCCUGGCAAAAUUUUAAGCGUGGCUCCUCAAGCUUACGCAGUUUUUCACGAAGCUCAUAAGUCUGGGCUAUCAAAUCGUUAUAAUUCGGUGCUUUCACGGGGUAUUGUUCGUCUAGGCGCCCCGUUUGUUUCACCGUUACUGUUCUGUGUUCAUCGUGACAGAUGGCAACGUAAAACAAAACAACAACUACUUAUCAGCAAUGACGGUAACUGA